GAGCGAGAGCGAGAGCCAGAGACAGAGAGCGAGAGCGAGAGCGAGAGCGAGAGCGCGAGAGCGCGAGAGCGCGAGAGAGCGAGAGAGCGAGAGAGCGAGAGAGCGAGAGAGCGAGAG
Stegostoma tigrinum is the source of this 117-nucleotide messenger RNA. RefSeq lists its product as uncharacterized. The record is from RefSeq and is a predicted model, not a curated record. NCBI's taxonomy places the organism in Eukaryota, Metazoa, Chordata, Chondrichthyes, Orectolobiformes, Stegostomatidae. The transcript is spliced from 2 exons. The annotation marks the transcript as partial.